AGUACAUCGAGCUCCUUUCGCAUGGAGAUUCCUAAGUAUCAGGGUUCUGUGAAGGAAUUGGUCCUUGCAGCCCUCAUUGGGUCGCGGAAAGUCAGUCCAAGAAUCAGGUUCAAUGAAACUGCUUUGGGAGGGAUCCAAACCUGAUGAGUGAGCAGCAACGUCAGGAUGAAAGUUUUCCUCUUCACCACGAUCAGAAGAAACAGUACCUAGAAAAUGCGGUGUGACCUUUCGAGCCUGACCUUGCACAGACCGACGCUGUGAAUCAGUAUUGAAUUCAUGGAUGUGUUUUCCACCAUCUAUUGAUUCCACAAGUUGCUCCCCACCAUCACCCACCAUCAACCUCCAAUCCUCGGCUUGUCUUUGGCCUGGCCAAGCGGUUCUAGUUAAACGAGCCCACUGUUAUCUGGCACCAUGAGUUCUUCAGCCUCGGGACGCCGAGUCUCGACUCUGAGGUCCAACUUGCAUACCAGCGCAGAUGGACGUCGAUUCUCACUCUACGCUGAAGAUGAGCGAAGCUCGAGCAGUCACCAGAAUCUAAGAGCCCACCAAUCCCACCGUGUUCAUGCCGGUCUCGACCCUAAUCGUGCGAGUACUGGAGUGAUAUGGGUCACCGAACAGGCUUCGAAGCACGGUUACCUCGACGAACCUGAGAAAUGGGCCAACCUAGGUCAAGGCGCACCUGAAGUCGACCACAUUGAAGGCUGCUUUGAACGCCCCGACUCCAUCCCAAUCUCCUCUGCCGGACGAGAAUACGGACCUACAGCAGGUAUCAAGUCGCUACGAGCUGCGGUCGCGAACCUCUACAAUGACGACUAUCGCAAGGGCAAAGACUCGCAGUAUACGUGGGAGAAUGUCUGCAUAGUACCUGGAGGACGAGCUGGUCUCAUACGCAUUGCUGCUGUCUUAGGCAAUGCCUACCUCGGCUUCUUCAUCCCGGACUACACGGCCUACAACGAGAUGCUGAGUUUGUUUCGAAACUUUGUGGCUAUCCCAUCCCCCUUGUCGGCCGCUGAUGGAUAUCACAUUCAUGUGGACAAGAUCGCAGAAGAGUUGGCUCGCGGAACGUCUGUCAUUUUGACCUCGAAUCCACGCAAUCCUACUGGACACGCCUUGCAUCCUGAUGAGUUGGCACUGAUCCAAGAUAUUUGCCGUGAUCGAGCCACUUUGAUCUUCGACGAAUUCUACGCCGGGUACUCUUAUAGCACUGACUGUGAUGGGAGCACCAUCUCUGCUGCCACGAAUGUCAUUGAUGUCGACCAGGACGACGUCAUCAUCAUCGAUGGGCUUACCAAGCGGUUCCGGCUUCCUGGCUGGCGUGUCGCCUGGAUUGUCGGUCCUAAAGAGUUCAUCAAGGCACUGGGAUCGUCGGGCAGUUAUCUCGAUGGAGGCACCAAUGUUCCGUUCCAGGAAGCUGCUGUGUCCAUGCUGGAGCCAGCCAAGGUCAAGCAGGAAAUGCAAGCUCUUCAGCGACACUUCAAGAUGAAGCGUGACUAUGUUCUCAAACGACUGAGAGAGAUCGGCUUCAAUGCGGGCGAUCAAGCUGUCCCGGACAGCACGUUCUACAUUUGGCUGGACCUCACUACGUUGGACCCACCGUUGGCCAAAGGAAGUGCCAUUGAUCUCUCGAACGGCUUAUCGUUCUUCGAAGCUCUUCUGCAAGAGAAAGUGAUGUGCGUGCCAGGAAUUUUCUUUGAUCUGAAUCCAGCGAAGAGAAGAGACCUAUUCGACAGUCCUUGUCACCACUUCGUCAGAAUCAGCUACGGACCGAAGAUGGAAGCUCUCAAAAUGGGCCUGGAUGGCAUCGAGCGAGUGGUGAAGCGUGCCAGAGGCGAGCUUGGGCAGUAUGAUUCCGCCAUUCACGAUGAGCCUGCAGACGAUGGUUCGCAAAGCCCGAAGACCAAGAGCAAAGGUCACGGAGAACAGCACAACUGACAGCAACUAGGGAAUGGCGACACGACUGUUCUAGGGAUGACAUUUUUAGAGUUACAAGCAGAGCCAUGACAUGUGCCUCUUCCCAACGCCGUGGUUCAGACUGCUGACUUCAAUUGAAGCUUUGAUAUCAAACAAGGUGCUAGCUAGCUCACACCACAAAUAAAAGGAUACAUUAAUGAGUUCUUGUCCGUCAUCACAGCCCGGGUUUCGGCAGCUUUGGUAGUUUCGGUAGUUUUGGUAGUUUGGGCAACUUGACUUUUGGCAGGCCCAAAUCAAGCCCUGAAGAUCAAUUUCUAUGGUUAGCGUUUAGACCGGUGUUAGACAAUGGGAUUUCGGGACACAUUCAACUUA
Exophiala xenobiotica is the source of this 2283-nucleotide messenger RNA. RefSeq lists its product as uncharacterized. Gene Ontology annotation, biological process: biosynthetic process. NCBI's taxonomy places the organism in Eukaryota, Fungi, Ascomycota, Eurotiomycetes, Chaetothyriales, Herpotrichiellaceae. Bases 412 to 1932 code for a protein of 506 amino acids. The record is from RefSeq and is a predicted model, not a curated record. The transcript has 3 exons. Gene Ontology annotation, molecular function: pyridoxal phosphate binding.